This is a messenger RNA of Tinamus guttatus (white-throated tinamou), 6001 nucleotides long. Lineage: Eukaryota; Metazoa; Chordata; Aves; Tinamiformes; Tinamidae. The record is from RefSeq and is a predicted model, not a curated record.
AUGGAGGAGCAGGAGGAGAGGGCGUCUCACGUGGACCUGCCGCAGAGAGCAGCGUGGCAGAGCUGUGCUCUGGUGCCGGGUGACACCAUCCCUGUGGCCUCUGCCUGCCUGGACAUGGCUGUGGUGACAGGCAUGCGUGAAGGUGGAGCCCUUGGGGCAGAGGAUGGUGACAAGGCGACCCCUCCACUGCCCCCAGGAGUGCCAGAGUUGGGGUUGCAGGAGAGCAGAGCAACCCAGUCCCACCAAGAUUCCCUGCGGACCCUCCCUGGACAAGCCCAGGACCCCCAGCAGGACCCACCACCUCAAGCGCCGGCACUUGAUAGGCCCCUGAAUGCGACGGAUGGGCUCGAACACGACCAGACAGAGAGAUCCCCCCAGGUUGCUGGUGCUGGAGUGGUGAAGAAGAAACCCUGGUUGAACGGGGACACCUUGAUAGCCAUCUGCCCAGGACGGGGCCUCUCCGCCGAGAACAGCCUGCUGCGUAGGAGCUGCUUCCCCGAGACCGAGGAGAAGGUUAAGCACCUGAAGAGGAAGAACGCCGAGCUGGCCGUGAUCGCCAAGCGCCUGGAGGAGAGAGCCCGCAAGCUGCAGGAGGCAAACCUCAAAGUCGUAACAGCUCCGGUGCCUCUGAAGGGUUCCAGUCUGGAGCUGUGUAAAAAAGCAUUCGCCCGGCAGCGUGCCAAAGACCUGACGGAGCAAGCCAGUGCCCUCCUGGCCAAAGACAAGCAGAUCGAAGCUCUGCAGCAGGAGUGUCGGGAACUGCAGGCUCAACUCAUUGCAGGGAAGGCCGACGCCGGCUGCCUCCACGUCCCCGACUUCGACCGCCUGCUGCGGGAGUCGCAGAAGGAGAUGAGGCACCAAUGGGAGCUGGGGCUUGAGAGCUUCCUGGGCCGACUGCUGCACUGCGGGAUCAGCCGAGCGGGAGCCGCUGGCUCUGGGUACCGGGAGCUGCUCAGCGCAGCCUCUUCUCCCUUGGUGUGCGCAGCUUGCUCUCUUCUGGUUGUCUCUGAACUCACUGGGGUCUCUCUUCCUCUUCAGGUGGAGCCAGGUGUGCUACCUUUGGGACCUACUUGUGAAGAACAUGAAAAUUUCCCUCCCAAAAAUGCAAUAACAGGACAAGAGACCGGCCAGCAGAUAGAGCAUCUGGAAAUUGAACUCAAAAAAAAGCGCAAAAAAUGUGAAAACCUUGAACAUGAAGUGAGGAAAAAGCAUAAAAGAUGCAAAGAACUAGAGAUCCAGCUGCAGGAGAUACAGAGUGAAAAUGCACGACUGGCUGAAGAGAACUCGCAGCUAAACGAGAAGGCUGGAUGGGCAGGGCAGGUUGAAUCUGAGAAUGCUGACCUGAAGUUGCAGGUUGUUUUGGUUACUAAGGAACGCGAUUCAGUGAUUCAGACGAAUCAAGGACUCCAAAUCAAGCUGGAGAAUCUAGAGCAGGUGCUGAAGCACAUGAGAGAUGUGGCUGAGCGAAGGCAGCAGCUGGAAGUUGAGCACAAGGAAGCGCUGCUGGUGCUGAAGGAGAAACAAGAGGAGGUCAGACGGUUGCAGCAGGCCCAGGCAGAGGCAAAAAGAGAACAUGAAGGAGCAGUGCAGCUUCUAGAGAGUACUUUGGAUUGCAUGCAGGCUCGGGUAAAGGAUCUGGAAGACCAGUGCCGCACUCAAACAGAGCAGUUCAGCCUCCUGUCUGAGGAGCUCAAACAGUUCCGGCUUCAGACGGGGAAAAUUGACCUUCUCACCUCCACACUGGUGACCUCGGAGCCUCCCCUCACCCUGUGCAGCUCCACCCCGCAGCCCCGCUGGGAGAAGGAUUCAACUGUUGUCCCUGCAUUGCCGACUCACCAGGACACAAAGAAGACCCACAAUGAAGAGGUUGAGCUGGAAACCUCACAGCGGAUGCCUGAUGCUACUGUUGGCUCUCCAGUUGUUGCUACCAGCUCUCAGAAACAAGCCAAGAGGGUGGAAUCUCAGUCAAGCUCUUCAAAAUCUGAAUCCAUGCAGAACAGUCCCAAAUCCUGCCCGACUCCAGAGGUGGACACUGCAAGUGAAAUGGAGGAACUGGAUGUUGACAGCAUCUCUCUAAUUCCCGAGUCAGGCAGCCACGGCCCCGCAAAACUGCAGGUCUUCUUAGCUCGAUACAGCUACAAUCCUUUUGAUGGACCUAAUGAAAACCCCGAGGCUGAGCUUCCACUGAUUGCUGGAGAGUAUAUUUACGUCUAUGGAGAUAUGGACGAGGAUGGCUUCUUUGAAGGGGAGCUGAUGGACGGCCGGCGAGGGCUGGUCCCCUCCAAUUUUGUUGAGCGGGUUUCAGAUGAUGACCUCAUGACAUUUCUGCCUUCGGAGCUGAAUGAUCUCACCCAUAGUUCAUACCAGGAGAAAAGUUUUGUCAGUGCAAGUACCAGCAGUGGAGAUAAGAGUGAUUACUCCAUUGAAGAGAGUAGCAUCAGCCCACUGACCAGUAGAGCAGAAGGAGACCAGGAGGAGCCUGUUAGUCACACAGCAGUGCCUUAUCCAAGAAAAUUGACUUUGAUCAAGCAGCUUGCCAGAAGCAUAGUUGUAGGCUGGGAACCCCCACUCUUACCAGCUGGCUGCCCAGACAUACAGAGCUACAACAUCUAUGUGGAUGAAGAGCUACGACAAAAUGUGAAGAGUGGCUUUCAGACCAAAGCAGUGAUUGAAAAGCUGGAUUUAAAGACAAAGUCUUACCGUGUAUCUGUGCAGAGCGUGACAGAGCAAGGCCGUUCUGAUAGACUGCGAUGCACUUUCUUUGUGGGGCAAGAUCUUUGUGUGGCGCCAACUAUGCUGAAAGUCCGAAGCGUCACGGCCACAUCUGCAGAGGUCAUGUGGCUCCCCUGCAACAGCAAUUACAGCCACGCAGUGUAUCUCAAUGGGGAGGAAUGUGACAUAGCAAAACCCGGGGUGUACUGGUACACCUUCCGCAACCUGCAGCCCAGCACCCAGUACGUUGCCAAGCUGGAGGCCCGGCCCUUGAAAGCACCUUGGGAAGAGCUGCCAGAGGGGCAGGAGCAGCACUCAGCUGUGGUACACUUCACUACCCCGCUAGCAGGUACUCCCGAUGCUCCCCUGGAUGUCCAAGUGGAACCUGGUCCUUCCCCAGGUAUCCUCGUGAUCAGCUGGUUGCCUGUCACUAUCGAUGCGGAGGGAUCUUCCAAUGGAGUCCGCGUCACCGGUUACGCCGUGUACGCGGAUGGGCAGAAGGCAAUAGAAGUUACCUCUCCAACAGCUGGGAGCAUCCUGGUGGACCUGUCCCAACUUCAGAUGUUCCAGGUGUGCCGGGAGGUUUCUGUGAGAACCAUGUCCCUGUAUGGGGAGUCAGUGGAUUCAGUUCCAGCUCAGAUUUCCUCAGUCUUGCUGAGAGCUUCUCGUCAUUCUUCACCUUCAGAUUCUGCUGUUUCUACCAGUUUUACCUCUAGGCUGCCCUUUGGAGAAUCGAGGGGUUCUCUGCCUACGCGCAAACCACCCACACACCAGAGAGCUCCACUCCUCCUUCAGCAGAAAAUUCCCCCUGGUGGUUCAGAUGCCAAAUUGACUGAUCUUGCCUCUAGCUGUGAUGGUUCAGCACAAUCUCUGCUAGAGAAGGCCUCUUCACAGCAAAACCCCUCCUCUCCCAGUGAUUCCUUUGUGCAGGUUUCAGACACUUCCUCAAAGGGUUCAGACACUGCACAAGACAAGAAAAGCCUGACUGUCCUUCCUCAGCAAGCCAGCAGCCCAGGGCUCCCAAGUGAGGACACAGAGCCUCUAUCUCCAGGCGAAGCCGAACUGAAGGGCCCAGGUGAAGGAAUGGAAGCACAGAUGGAGCUCUCUGUGACCAGAGCAUCAGAGCUGGAAGGUCAAUCCAACAGCAGUCUAAAGAUCCAUAUGGAGACCUGCCUUGCAUGCUCUGUGGAGGAGCCACCAAAAGGACCUGAUGCUGAAACAGAAGCAAAGGAGAAGCACUUGAGCCCAGAGCCUCUGCCCUCCUCCAGCCAGGCUGAAGGAGCAGAGAGCAAUUCCCAAGACUCAAGCACGAGUGAGAGCGUAUGCCAGGAAUUCCCAAGAUUGUCUCCUGUCAAGGAGGUGAUGAAAGAAAUGUCCAGAGGAGACUCUGGAAUAGUGUCUAGAGUGAAGAGAGAGCAAGAAGAGAAAAUGUCUGAAAUGGGAAGACGUCAGCUGGCCCUUUUUGCUGAGCACAACCGCAGUUCUGACCUUUCAGAUAUUUUAGAAGAGGAGGAAGAGGAGGAACUGUCUUCAGAAGCACUGGAAGAGAAGAAAUGGGAUGCAAGAGAGUCCUGUUACCGGGAAAAUGGGGAAAAGAUGGAUCUUUGUGAUACAGACAGCGAUGAGGAGAUUCUGGAGAGGAUACUAGAGCUCCCGCUUCAGAAGAACCACAGCAAAAAAUUGUUUAGCAUCCCAGAAGUGACUGAGGAUGAGGAAGAAGAUGAAGAUGAGAAGUGUGUUCUGGAGGAAAAGGCAGAGCGUCAAAAACCCGUGGAAAGACCUACUCACCAUGCAGGAGAGACGGAGAAGCUGCUUGACAUCCAGAAGCCAUUUCCGAAGCCAGAUGGCAGUGAAAACUCCCCGGCUCUGCCUGCUCAGGCUCUGCAGGAGGAACGUGCUGUUACGGAGAGCAGAGGGGAUGCCGACCAAGAGAAUCCGGCCUUUGGGCAGCUCGCCUGGAAUCCGAAAAGGCCAAACUGGACCUGGGCCUACCAGGAGAGCAAUCUGAAGUCUGUGAGUGGGGCAAGUCCCUGUUGGAGCAAGAAGAAGGGAAAUAAUCACAGAGAGAGGAGCCGGAGUCGGCCUGAGAUGGGUAGGAAGAGACAGAAUGAUUUCACAGAGCACUGCAGUCGUCUGGGCAACUGCAGCCAGAUGGGGAGCGGGUUGUACAGAGCUCCUAGCCUCAGGGAAGAUCUGCACAUUGUGAGCAGUGCUGGUGGCAAGGAGGGCUUCGAUGCCUACAGUCGUGCCAGACAAGGCGCCUCACGGAACAAGCCCAGGAAGGCGGCGGUUUCAGGGCUUGCAGAAGCUCCUGUGGUGGCAGCGCGCUGCUCCAGCCCCAAGAGCCUGGAGAUAGAUAUUGAGUAUGACUCAGAAGAUGAUCAGGAUUCAGUCUGCGCAUCCCCGCCGGAGAGCAGGCCAUGGCCAGAUGGCAGAGCAGAAGGAUCCCAAAGCUGCCAGGGGGAGUGGAGUGAUUGUUCCAGUCGGUCUGAGGCUGCCCACAUUGGUGGCAGAAGGGACCUGACCAGACGGGAGAUGGUUGAAGAACAGGGUAUGGAGUGGGCUGGGUCUCCGAGCAGUCGCCUGCGAUUCCUCUGCCAGGAUAAGGAAGUGCUGAGGUGUGAGAGCAGCUCUGAGGAGCAGGGCUGGGAGUUGGACUGUAAGUCACCUGGCCGGAGAAGGAGGCUUGAACAUCCUUGGAAGGGGAUACGUAGCACCUCCUUGCACAAAAGGGCUUCUGGUCAUAAAGAUCCUAGGGGCCAGGAGCUGCCCGGCUCAGCCGCCUGGCAGGCUCCCAGCAGAAGGAGGAACAGGAGCAUAAGAAGAAGCCAAACGCAGAAGCCUUUGCUCUCUAGUCCAGGUCCUCCAAGGAUCGUGGCUUCAGAAACUGCUGUCGAAGAUGAUGCCAUUAGGAUAUUUGUGGCCCUCUUUGACUAUGAUCCUGUUUCUAUGUCUCCUAAUCCUGAUGCGGCAGAAGAGGAACUCCCGUUUAAGGAGGGUCAGAUCCUGAAGGUGUGUGGAGACAAGGAUGCUGAUGGCUUUUACAGGGGCGAAUGUGCAGGAAGGGAAGGGUACAUCCCCUGUAACAUGGUAUCUGAAGUCCAGGUGGAGAAUAGUGAAGUCAAGAAGCAGCUCUUAAAGCAAGGGUUCAUUUCUGCUGACACGCCGAUGGAGAGUGUAGGAAAUGGCACAUUUUCUCCACCUCCACGCCGCCAAACCGUCCCUCCUCCAAAACCCAGACGCUCCAAGAAAGAACUGAAUAAACAGGAGAAGUACAAGUCUCAUCCAG